AGUUGGUCAUUAGAUAGUUCGACGGAAUGGGUUUCAUAAAAAUAAUAUAUUAGUAAUUUUAUUGUAAAUAAAAUAUUUUCUGUGAUUAUAAUUAAAAUUAAUGUAUAAAUUGUUAAUAACUAGAAGUGUAAGCCCACUUAUUCGUGAAUUUACAGUUAUUCGUGUAACACGUAUUUUGUGCAUAGAGUUCAAGUAUUGAAUUAGGCCACAUAGCGAUCUCUCCCUAAAAUACCGCUGUUCUGGCUGUCGCGUGUCUACGUAUUAAGACGGACUUGCAAUUCUAGAUAAGUGAGGCGGGAGAGUGAUGAUCAAAAGGCCGUGAACUAAUGUGAUGUCAUCAAAAGGGGAAACAGAGGCCGAUUCUGGCACGGUGUCGCCAAAUGCAUUACCUGUUAAAAAUGAACCGGUGGCGGCACCAAGUAAGGAGACUCCCAAACGAAAUAAUAGUACAUUAUUAAAAUGUACAACAUGUAAUAGCUUCAGUACACUAAGUACCCGGGCUCUAAACACUCACAUGGCUCAGUGCUCCCCAGAUAACAAUAAUGUGGCCACAGCUCAGAAUACUGAUGCCCGGCCGCACAGAAAACUCUUUGAGUGUGACGUGUGCAAUAUGAAAUUCUCUAAUGGCGCCAAUAUGCGUCGCCAUAAAAUGCGACAUACUGGUGUCAAACCUUAUGAAUGCAGAGUCUGUCAGAAGCGAUUCUUCAGAAAAGAUCACUUAGCUGAGCAUUUUACAACUCAUACAAAAAGCUUGCCAUAUCAUUGUCCAAUUUGCAAUCGGGGUUUCCAACGCCAGAUCGCGAUGCGCGCCCAUUUCCAGAACGAACACGUAGGUCAGCAUGACCUUGUCAAAACUUGCCCUCUUUGUAGUUACCGCGCGCCCACUAUGAAGAGUCUUCGAGUACACUUCUUUAACAGGCACGGUAUUGAUCUCGACAACCCAGGCCCUGGGAAUACCUCUGUUUCCCUUUUGGCUGCUGGAAUCGCAAAUGCAGCAUAUGGUGAUGGUACAAUGGACCCUAGUACUCUAAAUGCAUUGGGUGCUCUUGGGUCUGGACUAUCGGUAUCAGUUGCGGCAGCUUAUUCAGACAGCGGUGACAGUAAUGGAGAGAGAUCGGUUGACAAUGCGACACCACCCAUGCACUAUUUGACCCCUCAUGUUGAAAUAUCAAUGGCAGACAAUAAUGAAACAUUUUCCCCUGGCCAGACAAGUCAUAUGGGCAAUUCAGAUUCCCGUGUGAAUGGGGAAGGUCCCAGUUCACCCCAGUCAGGUGAUAGCGCAGUGGCAAGCAGCUCACUCUCCGCAGGCCUGCCUACUAACAUCACUCCAUCAAUCACACUUAUACCUAUUAAACAGGAGCCAAAUGCGGAAGAGAAUGCAGGUGAAGAUGGGAAUGGCGAAAAACGAGACGUUAAAUCGAGUCUCAAUUCCCUUAUAAAGGUUUCGCCACUUAAAAGCCUCCUUAGAGAAGACUUACGCCGUAGAAUCUCAGCGCGUGGACGCUCGCGUGGCUCAAAUGCCCGUGCAUCACCAAGCGAAGGCGGCAUGAUAACGUCCACUCACGGCGAUGCUCUUCUACCAUCUUCUCUUGUCUGCACAUUCUGCUCUAUCACAUUCCCUGAUUCGACUCUAUAUUUCCUUCACAAGGGUUGCCAUUGCGACUCAAAUCCAUGGAAAUGCAACAUUUGCGGCGAACAAUGCUGCAAUGUUUACGAAUUCAACUCGCAUCUACUGUCCAAAAGCCACCAAUGACUGUUUGCUGGGGGGACGCAAUGAUAUAAGCACUACACGUGAGCGAUUCGAAGGUAUUUAUCUCUAUCUAGGAAGAUCUUCGAACUGCUGAUACGUCCCCCCGAAGCUGAAGUGGAAGCUGGUAUGGUACUUUAAAUAUUUAUCUCAAAUGGUUACUUUCAUGUUUUCCUUUUGUGGAAAGGAAUGGUGUUUAUAAAAUGUUCCAAAUUCAAAUUUAAUGUUUUGUCUUUUUAUAAGUGGACAAGAAAGGGACAGCAGUAUAGAAAACAAAAGUUUACUUUGAGUGGAAUGUUCCAAAUUUAAAUUUAUUGUUUUGCGGUAUUGGAUGUUAUGAUUAUUAUUAUUUUGUUAUAUAUACAUAUAUGUAUAUACUUGUUCGUUGAAAAUUUGAACUAUAAAUUGUACCGUAUUUGUUACCAUCGUAAAAUUAUAAAAGAUAAACACGGUAUUAAAUUUAGUCCAUGCCUUAUAACAAGGUCAGAUAUGGUUCAAACUUGUUUCUAGUUAUUUUGCUUUAUUACGUUGGUGUCUUGCUUAUUAUAAAUUUGUAUGAAGAGACGGUAGUAGAAUAUGGACGCUUUUUUUUUCAAAUAAUUAAUUGUUUUUGUACUACUGAACUGUAACAGUGUUAAUAAGAAGACAGAUACAUUAAAAUGUAAAGUUAUAUUAUGGGUUUAUAGAAUGGACUACAUAUGUCAGUUGUCAAAUAUGUUUGAAGCAAAAUUUAGCGUUGUUAUUGUGUCAUCAUAUGUCAAAUAUUGCUUUACGACAAUUUGAAUUUGGAACUUAACUCAUUUGAAGGAUCAUACUGGUUUACCAAAUUGUGGUGCGAGUAAGGAUAUUUUUAUGGAUAUUUUAGUACUUAAUCGGUUUAAUUAGAUAGUGUUUGGGACCUGUCGGAAAUUAUCGAAGUGAAAUUUAAACAUUCCGAAUUGCAACGAGUGCAUUCCAUUUAAUGAGAUUGACUUAUAGCCUCUGGCGGGGAAUAUUGUUUAUCAUAAAAAGAUUUUAUUUAUUUAUUUUGUGUACUUAUGUAUAGUGAUAUACAAAUAUCUAUUGUGGUGCGAUAGUGAAUUUUACAAAUGUUUAAUGCAUGUACAAAUUAAUAUAUUUUUACAUUUCACUAUUCAAUAUUUUAUUAUGGCAAAGCCUAAAUGUGAUGACCGGAAUUAAAAAUUUUCCGUUUCUAUUUAUUUUCUACGCAUAUGAUGCAAGUCCACGACUAUACUUAAUGUACAAGUUGAUUUUUGUUGUUAUUUUAUUUAUAUUCUAAAAUGGGAUAUCGUACUUAAGUGGUCCAUGAAUCGGAAUUUAUUUGAAAGUAUAAGGAAUCCACACGUAUGGUGAGGCGAAUAGCUAGAAGAGUUUCUGUCCAAAAUCUACAUCCUUAUCUAGCGCUUUUACCGCCAUCUAGCGGAAUCUUGUGUUAGAAUUCAUAUGUCACUCUUGGAUUCGUCAGCGCCCAAUCUAGCGCUUUAGAACCUGAUAUUUGGUUUAGCGCUGAGUUAUGGAAAAACAGCGCAAUUUUUUUUUGGGCUUUAUUAGUGUUUAAUUUCAUAUGUUAAUCUAUCACUUUUUUCGACUUUCGUAUUUAUAGUUCAGUUAGGCUAUGGGAAAAUAGCACUGCACAUAAUCAGUGCCUUUCUAGCUCAGUUUAAAGCGAGACAUUAGAAUUUUGCAUGUGCUUUGAGUAGCGUUUCAUUUCAUGUUUAUCAUUGACUUACAUUUUUUUUUUACUUUGGUAUUUGUAGUUGGCAACACAAUACGAAAAUGCAGCUUUUCUCUUAAUUCGCCUCACUAUUCAGCGAACGUGUAGACGCUCUGUAAUAUAUUGCUCAAUACUUUCAAGGCUCAAGGAGUGGGUUCAAUUCGGUGCAAGCGAUUCGCACAAAAUUAUCUUGUAACAUUGUAAUGCGUGCUUUUUGGUGCACCUAUAUAUAUAUACCCAUAGGUAUUUCGAAUUGGUAAUUAAAACUACUUAAUAUAAGCGACAUAACAGCUAUUAAUUAUUGCGCCAAAUGUGCUCAACAGAGAAAUAUUUUAUGCAAAUUAUUUAUUAGAGAAAAUUUAAGAUAUUUAAAUGUUAUCAGAUUAAUAUAUUAUUUAUGGUUUCUAAUGCAGUUAUACAAUCGUUCUAUAGUCUAUUGAAUUUCUAAGCAUUCCUUUUUUAAAUUUAAAGAUUGUAUUGACUGCAUUGGGGUUAGUUUCGAUACUUGCAGGUGAGUUUUGGCUAAAUACAAAACAUUCCUUAUAGUAUAGACGAUAAGUACUUAAUAUCGGUUGUGGUCUUGCCUGUUAAGUUAACGAAAUCGUUUAGAUGAAACUGAAAUUGUUAACCAAUGAAGUGUCUAUUGUCUUUACGUUUAAAUAAAAUACUGUUAAAAAUACAAAUUAAUUAAAACUUAAAAAUCUACCCUCACACUGGCUUUUUCUGACACUUGAUCGGAUCUAUAAGUCAUUGUUGGCCUACUUAAUAGUUGUUUAUUUUAAUAACAGUAUUUUGUUUAGAUGUCAUUGUUUUGUUUUAAAUGCUAUUAGUGUAAGAGCCGCAGCGCGCGGUGACGUCCAAUGGACCUAGUGAGUUACCUGAUGGAACAACACAUAUUUAUUAUUUAUUAUAUAGAUACAUUUAUCCUCUUUGUUGAUUUUGUUGUAGACUUGAUGUUUUUCGGUCCCUACCGUCGCGCCGUGGCUUAGCUUAGGGCAGUUUACCAAUAGAUGGUAACCCCAUUGGGCGCCUUCACUUAAUCCGUCCACGUCUAAAGAUAGAUAUUGCCUUUACUAUUUAAUAGAGAUAAUAUAUUUAUAAGCGUUAGAUAAGAACAGAUAAGUGAAAAUAUUUACAAAUAACAAGAGGUUUAAUUAGUUUAGAGAAUUGAAGAGGUAGGCUUCGAUUUUUGGAUGUUGCGGUUUUGAUGUAAAUGCUUUAUCGUGUGGUAGUAUCUUAGUUGUCGUGAUUAAACAUUGUCAAUUUAUUACGAUACAGAGCAGUAUUCAAAUCAUCCAAUAUAUAAGUCAAACGUGAGUUAACUAUAAGGUAUUUGGCCUUGAUUUUUCAAUUGUUACACUGUGCCUUACAUCUUUAACAUUUGAAAAAUUGGCCCUCAAUUUGUAAUUAAGUGUAUAUGAGAAUGUAGUGUAUUAGCAGGGGCAAGAAAGCAAUUUCAUUUUCAAAGAAAAGAACACGAAGUAAUAUAUCAAAUAGAUAAAGACUUACUUAAAUUAGCUCUUAUUCUAUGUUUCCUUGUCUCUGACACUAUGGUUUUACUACAUUCUAUACUUUUUGACCUGAAACUGAUGCCUUUGUGGGCCUGUAGGCUAGAAUUGAGUUUAAUUACGUUCAUAUUCAUUUUAUUCAUAGACGUAUCGUAGAAUAGCAGUCCUCACCUUAAUACCAAAAUACAGCUUACCAACAUUUAAUUUUUUUUGUUUUAGUUGUUAUGUGUGUAACAAUGUAGUUAAGAAUAAAACAUUACGGUAGGUAGAUGGAGAAGAUCGUUGAUAUUUUGCUGUUAAAUUUAUUGCGUUAUAAUAUAUUAAUCUUAUUUCUAAUUUUUAACAUACUAAUAAGUUAGAGGGGAUAAAAUUUAUGAAAAACCAACUUUGUAACCUGAGUGAUAGUAAAUAAUAUCAUAGAAGAUUGUGCCUUAGAUCAGUAAUAAAUUAAAUUGUUUCGAAAUUUAUAUUGAAAAGUAUUUAGAUGUGUGUGUUAAACUGUUCUCACAGAUAUAUUUACACAAAGUUCAAUGUUAUUUAUUUAUAUAGCGCAAUAUUUGCAAAUGGCUGUUUAGCUUGUUUUUAUGGUAAAGUUUAUUUGCAGUUGUGAAUGUCAUCUUGUUACAAAAUAUUGUCUAGGUUUUAAAAGGAUUGGUACUUAUUACCGAAUAUUGUAAUUUAUUUACUUAUAAUAAAAUAAUUUGGUAAAGGGUCUAAUAAAAUA
Pieris brassicae (large cabbage white) is the source of this 5693-nucleotide messenger RNA. Its product is annotated as zinc finger protein ztf-16. The coding region runs from base 332 to 1753 and encodes 473 amino acids. Gene Ontology annotation, molecular function: DNA-binding transcription factor activity; RNA polymerase II cis-regulatory region sequence-specific DNA binding. The transcript is spliced from 7 exons. NCBI's taxonomy places the organism in Eukaryota, Metazoa, Arthropoda, Insecta, Lepidoptera, Pieridae. The record is from RefSeq and is a predicted model, not a curated record. Gene Ontology annotation, biological process: regulation of transcription by RNA polymerase II.